Molecule: messenger RNA, 771 nt
Organism: Prunus armeniaca (apricot)
Lineage: Eukaryota; Viridiplantae; Streptophyta; Magnoliopsida; Rosales; Rosaceae
Source: the annotation of a GenBank genome assembly
AUGGAGUCAUCUGCUCACGCAAAAGGUCCUUUUGAUGCACGAAUUGCUAGUCCAUAUGUCAAUAAGCCCAACUUUGCAGGGGAUGUUUGCGUGUUUGAUCUGCUCAAGAUGAAAUUUUUAUCGAGCUCGUCUAGUUGCGCAAAACUGGCUGAUCUCCUACAUAAGGCUACCCAGAACUCGUCUGCUAUUGCCCUCUCUUCUCCUCAGCUCGAAGAGUUGGAGAAGAAAAUUGCUAAGUUGAAUAGCAUGCUUUCGCCCGAGCUGGCCUACCGUGAAACAAAGGUGUUUGAAUUGAAGAGGAACAUGUCCCUAUUGAAGAGUUCGCUUGUUCUAAAAGAUGGUGAAAUUGACUCCUCUGCUUUUGUCAUCCAAGAGAGAAAGGAGGCCUACUUCCAUCUCAAACACAAGGAUUUUGAAGCCAUCGUUGACGGCUACAAGCUGGGCUACUUGGAUUGUAAGAGUGGAGUCGCCCCUUGUCAUCCUAUUGAAGAUGAAGAUGUUGAGCUACUUUGCCCUGAGAUGCCCCUUGCGCUGGAUAAGCAAAUUAAUGAUGUCAAUAGAAAGGAUGUCGAAGAGCUGGUGGUUGAUGAGCUUGCAUUUUAUGAAGAUGAUACCAAGGAGGGCGCAGUUGGUGAGGUAGCGGUUGAGGUCGUGCAACAGGUAGCUGGAGCUACUGAGCACACGACUGCAACUAAUGAGCAGGUGAUGGAACAUGAUGGAGCCAUGGAGGGCGUAGCCGAUCAAACAGAAACUAAGGAGGCUACUGAUUAA